Aspergillus niger is the source of this 699-nucleotide messenger RNA. RefSeq lists its product as uncharacterized. The transcript is spliced from 3 exons. The record is from RefSeq and is a predicted model, not a curated record. The coding region runs from base 1 to 699 and encodes 232 amino acids. Lineage: Eukaryota; Fungi; Ascomycota; Eurotiomycetes; Eurotiales; Aspergillaceae.
AUGACCUCUCUAACAACCCACCUCCUUAACCUCAACCCCUCCGCCCUCCACACCUCAACCACCCACCCCUUCCUCCACUCCGCCGGCACCUCCACCCUCCCCAAAGCCACCCUCUCAGCCUGGCUCUCGCAAGACCGUCUCUACGCGCAGUCCUACGUCCGCUUCAUCGGCCUCCUCCUCUCAAAAAUCCGUCUUCCUUAUACCACCACCGCCAACAGCCCUGCCCCCCUCGAAUCCCGCAUCCUCACCCUCCUCACCUCCGCCCUCCUCAACAUCCAGCGCGAACUCACCUUCUUCGAGACCGUCGCCGCCGAAUACAACCUCGAUCUGCAGGUGCCCCCACCGGGCGCGACAACCUUCGGUCCUAGCGAAGCGACGCACGCAUACACAGAUUUGUUCCUUUCCUCGGGCUCGAGCGGCGUGACGUUGUUGGAGGGGUUGGUGGUGUUGUGGGCUACGGAGGUGUGUUAUUAUAAGGCUUGGGGGUAUGCCAGGGAGGUUAUGGAGAAUAAUAGUAAGGUGCAGUUUAUUCCUAACUGGACGAGUGAGGAGUUUGGACGCUUUGUGGAUGAGAUUGCGGAGUUGGUGGAUGAGGUUUCUUUGGGUGUUGCGGAUAGUGAGAGGGAGGAAUUGCUGGGGAGAUUUACUGAACCCAGUACCAUCGCUUCCCCACUUGAGAUGCAACAAUGCGCCUCGUAA